This is a messenger RNA of Monodelphis domestica (gray short-tailed opossum), 7388 nucleotides long. Its product is annotated as cyclic nucleotide gated channel subunit beta 1. NCBI's taxonomy places the organism in Eukaryota, Metazoa, Chordata, Mammalia, Didelphimorphia, Didelphidae. Gene Ontology annotation, molecular function: intracellularly cAMP-activated cation channel activity; cGMP binding; protein-containing complex binding. Gene Ontology annotation, biological process: monoatomic cation transmembrane transport; retina homeostasis. Gene Ontology annotation, cellular component: photoreceptor outer segment; plasma membrane; intracellular cyclic nucleotide activated cation channel complex. The record is from RefSeq and is a predicted model, not a curated record.
AUGAGUAAUGAGGGAAGAGAUGAGGGCUCGAAGUCCACCUCCUCAUUGGCUAUUUAUGUCUUGGGAUGAAAAAAAGGCUUAUAUACCUGCAUAAAGGAACUUCUUGGUCUUUGAUCAUUGAGAGAAUCACUGAUCUACUAUUUUUUGGUCAAAUGCUAGCCCAAUCAAUGAAUUUACAUCCUUAAGCCCCCAUCCUUACCUCUCCUCAAAAGAAGAAGGGAAGCCAGAUAGUAGAGGGAAAGUUCCAGGCACGAGGAACUAGGCAUGAAGGGUGUUAGAGGUGAUUUAUAUUGGGAUUGAGGGGCUUGACAUUUAGAAAGUCUUCAUAGGUAUGAAUUCACCUUUGGGAGCUCCAGCCAUAGGACCACCGACUCCUUUCUGGACAAAGGGAGCCACUUGCCUAAAAACAGCUGCUAUGUCACAUUUCAUGUGAUUUUGUUUCUUGUUCCAGUCUCCAGGGUCCUGGCCUUUGCUUGAGGCUCUGAGGUCCCUUGUGCCAUGUCUAAGCAAAACCGAGAUGUGGAGUUAGAUCGCCUGGUCCAAGACAAGCCGCUUAGCCACAGGAACCCCAAUGCUGCUUCCCAAAACAUAGCCGAGCAUCUCCCUAAUGUGCCGAGCUACCGAUACCCCACCACCCGCAUCCCUGUCCUCAUCAACAGGAGGACGGGGGUGUCGAAGCCCAGUUUCGUGAAGGAGGCAAAGAGCUCAGUCCGCCGCUUAGUGCCUGCCACAAGAGAACACCCAGCUGUGAAAGUUGAAGAUGCUGAUGCUGAGAGUGUGCCCCUCCAGGUGGAAGAAAAGCCCCCAAGUCCAGUGUUGCUGCCACCCUCCCCAGCCAAAUCAGAAACCCUCACAGUUCCUGGCCAGGCUUCAGCCACCACCAGGAAGAAGCUGCCCUCCCAGGAUGAUGAGGUGGAAGAGCUCAAGGCCCUGUCGCCAGCACAGUCACCCGUGGUGGCCUGGUCUGCUCCAUCCAGUCCUCAGGGACAAGAGGCUGCUGACCGUGCUGAGUCCACAGCUAGCCAGAAUAGUGCCGUCAUCAAUGACCGUCUCCAGGAGCUGGUGAAGCUCUUCAAGGAACGCACAGAGAAAGUGAAAGAGAAACUCAUCGAUCCUGAUGUCACCUCAGAUGAGGAAAGCCCCAAACCAUCCCCUGCCAAGAAAGCCCCAGAACCAACACCAGAUCCCAAAGCAGCCGAGGCUGAAACAGCUAAAGAGGAAGAACAUUACUGUGAGAUGUUGUGUUGCAAGUUCAAACGCCGCCCAUUGAAAAUGUACCGGUUCCCCCAGAGCAUCGACCCCCUCACCAAUCUGAUGUAUAUCCUUUGGCUUUUCUUCGUGGUCCUGGCCUGGAAUUGGAAUUGCUGGCUGAUUCCAGUCCGAUGGGCUUUUCCAUAUGAGACCCCUGACAAUAUCCAUCUCUGGCUAAUGAUGGACUAUCUGUGUGACUUGAUCUAUUUCUUAGAUAUCACCGUGUUUCAGAUUCGCCUGCAGUUUGUCAAAGGAGGAGACAUUAUUACAGACAAGAAGGAAAUGAGGAACAACUACCUAAAGUCUCGCCGAUUUAAGAUGGAUCUGAUUUGUCUCCUGCCCCUUGACUUGCUCUAUUUGAAAGUUGGUGUGAAUUCCCUCUUACGGUUGCCACGUUGCUUAAAGUACAUGGCUUUCUUCGAGUUUAAUAACCGGCUUGAAUCCAUUCUCAGCAAGGCAUAUGUUUACAGAGUCAUAAGAACCACAGCCUACUUGCUCUAUAGUUUACAUGUGAAUUCAUGUCUGUAUUACUGGGCAUCAGACUACCAAGGAAUUGGUUCCACUCACUGGGUUUAUGAUGGAAUAGGAAACAGUUACAUUCGAUGUUACUACUGGGCUGUCAAGACCCUGAUCACCAUUGGGGGACUGCCUGACCCUCAGACUCUCUUUGAAAUCGUAUUCCAGCUCCUGAACUACUUCACAGGGGUCUUCGCUUUCUCCGUUAUGAUAGGGCAGAUGAGAGAUGUAGUUGGGGCAGCAACUGCAGGACAAACAUAUUACAGGAGUUGCAUGGAUAGUACUGUCAAGUACAUGAAUUUCUACAAAAUCCCGAGAUCGGUUCAGAAUCGUGUGAAGACCUGGUAUGAAUAUACAUGGCAUUCUCAAGGCAUGCUGGAUGAGUCUGAAUUAAUGGUGCAGCUUCCAGACAAGAUGCGGCUGGAUCUUGCUAUUGAUGUCAACUAUGAUAUUGUCAGCAAAGUGGCUCUUUUUCAGGGCUGUGACAGGCAAAUGAUUUUUGAUAUGUUGAAGAGGCUAAGGUCUGUUGUUUACUUGCCCAACGAUUAUGUAUGCAAGAAGGGGGAAAUUGGAAGAGAAAUGUACAUUAUCCAAGCAGGACGUCAGGUACUAGGUGGACCAGAUGGCAAAGCUGUUCUCGUGACUCUGAAAGCUGGAUCUGUAUUUGGAGAGAUAAGCUUGUUGGCUGUUGGUGGGGGAAAUCGCCGGACAGCAAAUGUGGUAGCUCAUGGGUUUACCAAUCUUUAUUUGGAUAAGAAGGACUUGAAUGAAAUUUUGGUUCACUACCCAGAGUCUCAGAAGUUGCUUCGGAAGAAAGCCAGGAGGAUGCUAAGAAAUAACAACAAGCCCAAAGAACAGAAGAGUGUGCUCAUUCUUCCUCCAAAGGCUGGCACUCCUAAGCUCUUCAAUGCAGCUUUAGCUGCAGCAGGAAAGAUGGGCAAGGGAGGAGCAAAAGGUGGGAAACUUGCCCAUUUGCGAGCAAGACUGAAAGAAUUGGCUGCAUUAGAAGCAGCUGCAAAGCAACAGCAAGAGCUGGAACAGGCCAAGACUUCUGCUGCUUCAGCAGCCCCAGAUAAACCAGAGUCAGCAGCCCCAGAUAAACCAGAGUCGGCAGCUCCAGAUAAAGCAGAAUCGGCAGCUCCGGAUAAAGCAGAAUCUGUGGCUCCGGAUAAAGCAGAACCAGCAGCUCCAGAACCAUCAGUUGGACCAGAGUCAACUGCUCCAGACCCACCAGAUGCCCAUCCCCCAUCUUCAUCCUCCCCCAAGAAGUCAGAGGGAGAAGGUGAUGGGGAAAUUGUGGCUGAGUCUAAAGAUCACUCUGUCAGAAUCCGUAUAAGCCCUGACCCAGGGAGUGAUGAACAAAUUCUCUCUGUAGAAGUUCCAGAAAAGAAGGAUGAUGAGUGAAAUUCACCCUGCCUAGAAGGCCACGAAGGCCACUCAACAUCUGGUCCUCUGAGUGGUUUCCUACACUUACUCAUCUAAGCUUGACAAGCUUAAAAAAACAAAAACAAAACUUUUAAUAGCUUCUAAUUUCCAAUCGGUGGCCACAAAGUUUACCAACAAAGCUAUCCUCGAUAGGAUUUGGUUUGCCUUUUCUUUGUCCUUAGCUUACAGGGUUAGUAGUUUAGAAAUGAAGACUAUAACUUCUUUAAGAGAGGGACAACCCUAUAAGACUUCUUGGACCUCAGAAGGGAUUCUAUUGAUCUCCUUUGCUAUAUACUUUCCUAUGAAAAACUUGGCUAACAGUCUUGCCCCCAGAUUUAUUCUUUAUUGAGGGAUAGAUUCACAUUCAUUAAUCUUUUAGCAUCAGCGAUUCAUCAUCAUUCAACUCUUUUAAUAAACUAUAAGGGUCCUCUAUCCCCGAUAAGAAUUAAGGCAGCAUGAUGUUUGGAGCAUCCCCCACCUGUAUUAAUACAUUAGUCCUAGGUAUAUUUUAAAUAAUGAAAAGCAGGCGCGCGCACACACACACACACACACACACACACAAAGUCCAUUUAGCCAUAGGGAUAGAACGGAGGAUGUGACCAUAUCUAGGAAAAAGUUAAGGAUAAACAAGUGUGUCGAUUUCACACUCAGGGGAUUUCCUCCCUAUUUCAUGGAAAGACAAUUCAUACAGUACUGUUCAGUGACUUUGGGCUCACAGUGCCGUUAAGUACCCUUUUUUAACCACUACUGUAAAUUAUUUUUCUUUCUUUGACUUUAAUAAACACAGCAACUAGGCACUUAUCUUCUCAUCUAAUUAUACAGCAUGAGUCUACUCUCAUUAACCUAGAUUAGUCAACAUUGAAAUGGAACCAAUGACAGUGAUGGGUUAAUGGUUUUACCAUUUAGGACUCUGCUAUGGGAUGAGAUACAUGUUUUCCUGGGGGUGGAGGGUUCUGUUGCCUGACCUGGGCUCUACGGAUGAGAAUAGCUUCAAAUAAUAAAAACUCACAUUUAGAAGGUACUUUGAUGUAUACAGAACACUUAAAUCAGAGUAUCUGUGAGUUAGUAAAGUAUUAUUAUUUUUUUAAUAGAUUUUAUAGAUUUUUAUACAUUUUUUAAUAGAUUAGGAAACUGAGUCUUGGCAAGGCUAAACGAUUUAAGGUCACAUGAUUGGCAAGUGGUAGAACUGAGAUUUAAACUUAGAUCAUUGGUCUCCCAAGUGGGAUUUUUUUCUCCACCAGAUCAUGCAGCCUCACUAGUGUGAUGGAAAAAAAUCUCACUUGUGAUUUACAGCUUGGGAGAAAAUAACCAUUUAAAUUAAACUGAAAUUCCUUUGAGAAGGUUUUGUCACAAGUAUGAGUCAAGGAACUGAAAAGGGCGAUGGCUGAUGGCUGCCAUUGGCACAAAGACUUUGCUAAAAACAAUCUGUAUUAGAGAGUUCCUGCCCGUGUGAAUUCCUCCCCCAAAGAUGGGGUUUAUAAUCCAUUUUCAGAUUAAGGGAAAGAGAGACAGAGGAGGAGGAGAGAAAGAGGAGAGAGAUGAAAUGAGAAAGAGAGAAAAGAGAGAUGAGAGAUUGAUUUACUGCCACUAGCAGCAGACUUGAAUUGUAUCAAGUACACAGUAAUCAUAUUUGGCUUUCCAUAUACUUAGUUCUAAUUUAUUAUAGUCCAGCCCUUAUAAUGUCUGUGCCCAAUACAGCAUCUACCUUCAAACAUUCUGUUUGAAUUGUGCUACAAUCCACCUAGAGCUUCAUGGGAGAAAGUCAGGAUCUUAAAGGUGAGGCGUUAGCCCUGAAUUGGACUAUUUGUCUUCCACGAAAUGCCUUCUAUGUUGUUUUAAAAUACGAAACUACUAGACUUUGUCCAUAGCACUCUGAAAAGACUGAAGUUGGGGGAGUGGAGGCUGGUGAUUUGAAACCUGCUUUUAUUUGUGUAAAAAGUACUGGGUUGAGUCCUCUGGGGGAUGUGAAAGAAGUGAGAUAUGGCUAUUGUUUGCAGGAACUUUCAGUCAAUUAGAAAAUAUAAGCAUGUGCACAUGUAGAUGUAAAAUACAGAAUUCAAUGAAUUACAGAGCCCCGAGAAGCCAGAGAUUACAUUCAGCUGUGGGGGAAUGGAAGGAAGUUUCAUUUAAGUUAGGCUUGAAGCAAGAGGUAGGAAAUAAACAGGUGGAUCCCCAAGGAAAGGUGUGUUCCAGGUAGAGGAAACAGACUGAGCAAAUACACAGAGGUGGAAGAGCAGAGCACAUGUUCAGGAAAGAGACAGAUGUCUAGUUUGGAGCUGCAGCAGGAGCAACUGGAAUAUGGUUGGCACGGUAGGUUGGGUCCAAAUUGAAGAGGGUUUGGGAUAUCAGAUUCCAGAGUUUAUUUGGUAGGUCAUGGAGUGCGAUGGAAGGUUUCUUAGUAGAGGGUCUGUGUGACCUGAUCAGAGUCAAGUACUUUGGUAAGCUAAAUUAGACAUUGGUUGAGCUGCCACCAUGGGUAAAAGCAUUGUGCUCAGGGUUAUGGAAAAUUAACCUGGCAGCAGUGGAGAAGGAUUGAUGGGAGAUGGAGUGGGGAGAGGAGGCAAGUGAGAGGUAAUGAGGACCCAGACAAAGGUGGUAUCCGAGAUAACAGGGAGAAGAGGAUGAGUGUAAAAGAUCAUUUGUAAUGGUGGAAGGAUGGUCAGAGAAGGAAUGAAGCCAAGGAGAUGGGGAGGAAGGUGGAAAAUGAGGGGGAGUAAGAUUUCCAAGCUAACACUUCCCAGCAAGUAGGAGGCACAAUCACCUGGGGAAAAUAAGGGAGCCAGAUGGGCCAGGCCAGUUAAAGAAGAUGGAAAAGAAUGGAAACCAGUUCUGUGGGCAAUACAAUAGUAGGUGAUCAGAGAUAAAUAAAAAGACUGCCAAGCAAGAUGGUGGAUUGGAGAAUAGAAUGCUAUCUUGGAAGCAAUUAGCCUGUUUCUGUGACUUUUUCCAGCUGGGUAUGGAGAUGGGUUUGUUUAUCCAGAUAAAGGCAACACAUUAACGUCCUUAUUAUAUCCACCUACCUUAUAUAAUUAACAGGAGGGAUGAUCUCAAGCUGGCAUAGACAUUUAAAUGCAAGGGAUGACAAGUUCAUUGCAAAUUACCUUUUGGCAUUUUCCAUUUCAUUGCAAGAACUCAUCAUUCUUAAAUGUAAUGAUGAUGAAUAUUCAUCCAAAAAUGGAAAGUCUGGGUUAUAUGCAGAUUUUUUUUACUAUCACCUUUUAUUCAUAUUUUGUACCUUCAGCAUGAUAAGAAAUGAAGCACAUUGGAAGACUGGCAAACCUAGUUAUGGCUCAGUUUAUUUAGCGUGUUUACAAUGUACAUGAAUAGAUGCAUAUCUUUUUUUUUACCUUCCUUCCUUUUUUAUCUUACCUUCCAUCUUAGAAUCAAUACUGUGUAUUGGUUCCAAGGCAGAAGAGCAGUAAGGGUUAGGCAAUGGGGAUUAAGUGAUUUGCUCAGGGUCACCCAGCUGGGAAGUGUCUGUGGCCAGAUUUGAACCCAGGACCCUCCCAUCUCUGGGCUUGGCUCUCAAUCCACUGAGCUACCCAGCUACUCCCCACAUAUUCUUUUGUAUGAUGGAAAAACAAGUUUUAAAUCCACCUUCACUGUGAGCUUUUUUUAUAUGGAAGAUUUUUAUGUAAAUUGCUUCUUUAAAAUUCCAGUCCUGUAAAUAUCUUGGAAUAGCUUCUCACAUAAAGGAUGGACAUGCUAUUGACUCCCAAGAAAGCUAUUUGGGAGAAAUAUAUUUUGAAAUGAAAAGAGCAGCAUUCUUGUUUUUACUUAAGUAUCCUCUUCUCUGUGCCCCAUUUCAAGUGCUGCAGAUAUGGUGCAAGAUAAAUGUGAAGUUACCACUGAGCUUUCAAUAUACCGUAUGCCCUAGUGCUGCAGUUACCUUUUUUUUUAAGCAUUUGCUGCACUUUGGUAGAAGUGUAUAGUAGAUUUUUUUAAAAACUAUAUAAAUAUUUUAAAUAAAACUAAGCCGCAAAACUGUUAAAAGUCUAAAUCUGAAAACGGGCUUCACAGUUCUGAUUCAUUGAUGGGUAUGAAUGAUUGUAAAGACCUCUGAUUACAAUGGCUUCCAUAUCUAAAUACAUUUUAAUCUAAGUAUUUAGAACAAUAUUCCUGGAUUGUGGGUUCAUUUCAGAAACGAAUUGUAUUUGACAGAUGAGUGAGAUAUAUUAAAGAUGUUUGGGACAAUC